AUAACCACAGCUUCCCGAACUACAACAACUGCUGCACCAACUACAACAACUGCUGCACAAACAACCACCACAGCUGCCCCAACUACAACCACAACUAGCCCCACUACAACUACAGCUGCCCAAACUACAACCACAGCUGAACCAACUACAACCACAUCUUCCCCAACUACAACUCCUGCCCCAACUACAACAACUUCUGCCCCAACAACAACUACAGCUUCCCCAACUACAACGACAGCUGCCCCAACGACAAAAACUGCUGCACCAACUACAACAACUUCCACACCAACAACAACUACAGCUGCCCCAACUACAACGACAGGUACCCCAACGACAACCACUGCUGCACCGACUACAACUGCCGCACCAACAACUACCACAGAAGCCGUGACUACAACUACAGCUUCCCCAACUACAACAACUGCUGCACCGACUACAACAACCUCUUCACCAACAACCACCACAGCUGCCCCAACUACAACCACAGCUAGCCCCACUACAACUACAGCUUCCCAAACUACAACCACAGCUGCACCAACUACAACCACAGCUUCCCCAACUACAACUUCUGCCCCAACUACAACUGCUGCCCCAACUACAACAACUGCUUCCCCAACAACAACUACAGCUUCCCCAACUACGACAGCUGCCCCAACGACAAAAACUGCUGCACCAACUACAACAACUGCUGCCCCAACAACAACUACAGCUUCCCCAACUACAACUGCUGCCCCAACUACAACAACUGCUGCCCACACAACAACUACAGCUUCCCCAACUACAACGACAGCCGCACUAACAACAACUACAGCUGCCCCAACUACAGCGACAGCUGUCCCAACAACAAUAACUGCUGCACCAACUACGACAACUGCCGCACCAUCAAUUACCACAGAAGCCGCAACUACAACUGCAGCUUCCCCAACUACAACAACUGCUUCACCAACUACAACAACUGCUGCACCAACAACCAACACAGCUGCCCCAACUACAACCACAGCUAGCCCCACUACAACUACAGCUACCCUAACUACAACUACAGCUUCCCCAGUGACAACAACCACUGCACCGACUACAACAACUGCCACACCAACAACUACCACAGAAGCCCCAACUACAAACACAGCUAGCCCCACUACAACUACAGCUGCCCCAACUACAACCACAGCUGCACCAACUACAACUACAGCUUCCCCAACUACAACUACCUCCCCAACUACAACAACUGCUGCCCCAACAACAACUACCGCUUCCCCAACUACAACGACAGCUGCCCCAACGACAAUAACUGCUGCACCAACCACAACUGCCACACAAAUUACAACUACAGCUGCCCCAACUACAACAACAGCUGCCCCAACGACAAUAACUGCUGCACCAACUACGAGAAUUGCCGCAACAACAACUACCACAGAAGCCGCAACUACAACUACAGCUUCCCCAACUACAAAAACUGCUGCACCGACUACAACAACUGCUGCACCAACAACCACCACAGCUUCCCCAACUACAACCACAGCUAGCCCCACUACAACUACAGCGUCCCCAACUACAACCACAGCUGCACCAACUACAACUACAGCUUCCCCAACUACAACUGACUCCCCAAGUACAACAACUGCUGCCCCAACAACAACUACAGCUUCCACAACUACAACGACAGCUGCCCCAACGACAACAACUGCUGCACCAACUACAACAACUGUCGCACCGACAACUACAGCUUCCCCAACUACAACGACAGCUGCCCCAACGAUAACAACUGCUGCACCAACUACAACAACUUUCGCACCAACAACUACAGCUGCCCCACCUACAACGACAGCUUCCCCAAAGACAACAACUGCUGCCCCAACUACAACAACUGUCGCACCAACAACUACAGCUGCCCCAACUACAACGACAGCUUCUCCAAUGACAACAACUGCUGCACCAACUACGACAACUGCCACACCAACAACUACCACAGAAGCCGCAACUACAACUACAGUUUCCCCAAUUACAACAACUGCCUCACUGACUACAAUAACUGCUGCACCAACAAUCACCACAGCUGCCUCAACUACGACCACAGCUAGCCCCACUACAACUACAGCUUCCCCAACUAUAACCACAGCUGCCCCAACUACAACCACAGCUUCCCCAACUACAACUGCUGCCCUAACUACAACAACUACUGCCCCAACAACAACUACAGCUUCUGCAACUACAAUGACAGCUUCCCCAACGACAACAACUGCUGCACCAACUACAACAACUGCCGCACCAACAACAACUGCAGCUGCCCCAACUACAACGACAGCUGCCCCAACGACAACCACAGCUGUUCCAACUACAAGUGCUGCGCCAAUUACAACAACACAUAUUUAUCAAGUGUCAGCUACCAUGGAAGGAGAGCCAUAUUCUGAUGACCUUCAAAACCCUAAAAGUGAUGCUUACAAAAACCUGUCAUCCAGGGUUAUACAAACUUUCAAUGAUAUCUACCGAAAUAAAUAUCAACAAUUAUUCAUCACCAGCUUUGUGAUACAAUUCAGGCCUUCAGCUUCAGUUCGAACAAAUACUACUCAAGUGGAGGUUGGACUCAGGUUCAACCAAUCCACUCCAAUGUCAGAGCUCCCAUCAAAUAAUGAAGUUACUCAAACUUUAAUCAGUGCUGUGAAUGACACGAGCAAUUCCUUCACUGUAUCAAUAAACCCCUCAUCAGUUGUGUUAGUUGCAAGCCCACUAUCAGAUGCUACAACCCCAAUACCUGCAACUCCUGCACCUACAGUGGUUGUACCUACAACAGCUGCACCUGCAGUGACUAAACCUACAACGGCUACACCCAGAAUUACAACUCCUUUGAUCAUAACAGCAAAUGUGUCUUUCAGAUCUCUUCAAAGCACUUUUACAAAUGAAUUGAGUAAUUCAUCAUCUCAAGCUUUUAAAAAUCGAGCUUCAAUGAUAGAAAAUCAGCUCAGGCCAUUGUUCCAAGCUGAAUUCUCUAAUUUCAUCAGCUUAUCUGCUGUUCAAUUUCGACCUGGAUCAGUAUACAAUGACAUGGAAACAAAAUUUUUGCGUACACCUCCUAACAACACUGAGAUUGCAAACGUUUUGAUUUCUGCAUCUGGAAACGUCACAGGCUUUGACAUUGAGACUUCAUCCAUUCAUGUGAAUGAUAUACCUUCAAGUGGGGUAAACUACAAGAUCAGCCUCGUCACCACAUCUCUCCUGGUUGUGUUGUCAUGGAUACUGUCAACCCAAUAGGUUCACUGCUGACUGCAGUCACAACAUGUCUUCCUUCCCUGAUAUGACAAAGAUGGAUAACGAUCCCAGAGUGAUUAUUUUAAGUGCUGUACAAGUGAACACACUGGAAAUGUCCAGGAUCCUGAACGGACAGAAUGACACGUUCCAUUUUGAGCACUUUCUCCAUUUAUCAAUUACUGGAAAUAACAUAGUAUUUAUAUAGUAUUUUUUUGUUUUACGUUUUCAAGUACUACACUAUAGCUAAUUUAGUUCCAAUACAGUUCAGCCUCAGUCUCACACAGAUUCAUUUUUCAGGUUAUUUUCAUAACCUACUGUACAUUAACUAUGAAUUUCAGAUUUCCAUGCUAAACUAUUGUAUUAAGCUCAUAAAUCAUCAGAAAUAAUAUCCACCAUAGAAAUCAUUGCAGAUUUAGUCAGAUUUAUUUUGAAUCAUGCUUAAUGCUACUUACAGGCAAAACUAUAUUCAGCUAUUAAAUGAUUGAUUUAUACACUUGCAGAACAUGUCUGCAUUAAUUUUUCAUGUAAGUUUAGUCUUCUUCAACACAAAGAUAUAGUUUUGCCACACAAUAUAAUUCAAAAUGCAAAUGUUAGUGUUCAAUAGUUCUGAAUGUUACAACAUGAUGUUUAAGAGCCUGAAAUUGCACACCCAUUGUUAAGGUUAAUGGUAUAUAUGAAGUAUGUUUUAAUGUCAUGUUAAAUCAAUGUAUAAAGUUUGUUAUUUAUGCAUGAUCUAUUUAUGGAGUCAUAUACAAAUAUAUUCUGUGACCUUUCUUAUACAGUUGCUGUGAGUGACUUUAAAAUGAUCAGAAUACAAAAUUAUUUAAAUUUAAUGUGUUUUGUGAUGUUUUACAGACUUUGGUGGGUAGGAAAAAGAGAAUAAAGAGUGAAAGUAAUGUUUACAAAAUGAAAACU
This is a messenger RNA of Sphaeramia orbicularis (orbiculate cardinalfish), 4158 nucleotides long. RefSeq names its product mucin-5AC-like. The transcript is spliced from 8 exons. The annotation marks the transcript as partial. Lineage: Eukaryota; Metazoa; Chordata; Actinopteri; Kurtiformes; Apogonidae. The record is from RefSeq and is a predicted model, not a curated record.